Danio aesculapii is the source of this 754-nucleotide messenger RNA. It is a transcript of the gene cfap77, whose product is annotated as cilia and flagella associated protein 77. The record is from RefSeq and is a predicted model, not a curated record. The transcript has 7 exons. Lineage: Eukaryota; Metazoa; Chordata; Actinopteri; Cypriniformes; Danionidae. Bases 85 to 738 code for a protein of 217 amino acids.
CCUUUGGAACGAGUCUCUGCAUCAAGGCUGCCCUCUGUCGUAGUGGAAGGCGACUACGACCAAUUAACACUCAAGGAAUCAGAGAUGGAAAGUCCUCGUAUUGGUGUGGUGAGAGACUCGAUGAUCCAUCGUCCUCUAUUGAUUAAGCCAACUCUUGGAAAGGCAAAGUCGAGGGGACUGUCCUAUCCAGGACCUGAGUUUGUUUUCGGGACAGCAACCACAGUACAGGAUGGAGGAGUACAAGAAGCCAUCUCCAACUGGCACACUCACACUAUGUCUACCACACACCGAGCAGCUGAGAGGGAUUUUAUUGCCCUGAACAGAGAAGGGGUGAAGUCAGGCUUGGUCACUGCUAAAGAGCUUCACCAGUACCGCGCCACUCAUGACAUACGCCGCAAACCGCUGACCAGAGAGGGCUUUCGCAGGUCUGCACCACCUCGCUUAUCACCAGACCAUUCAUUCUUCGUCUCUAACAGGCCAUCUACUCCAAUCUCAGAGCUUAUCGAGUACAAGUAUGCUCAGAGAUGGCUGGAAGAGCAGCAGGUCAGAGACAGAGUCCUCCAGGCCCAUCAGCAUAAGAAGGCUCAGCUCGGACGUAUACAGGACACAAGAACAACCCUGCUCCGAAAGAGUCAGCCCUUGCCUGAGGCUCCGUCCACGUGGAAACUGCCUCGAUUCCAGAAGGUGGGAGCGGCUCUGGACCCUUUCGAGAUCCUGAAGCCCGGAAAAAAGCCAUGAACGCCAGUGCUCUGAG